This is a messenger RNA of Drosophila albomicans, 1356 nucleotides long. It is a transcript of the gene Scsalpha1, whose product is annotated as succinate--CoA ligase [ADP/GDP-forming] subunit alpha, mitochondrial. Gene Ontology annotation, biological process: tricarboxylic acid cycle. NCBI's taxonomy places the organism in Eukaryota, Metazoa, Arthropoda, Insecta, Diptera, Drosophilidae. Gene Ontology annotation, molecular function: succinate-CoA ligase (ADP-forming) activity; succinate-CoA ligase (GDP-forming) activity. The record is from RefSeq and is a predicted model, not a curated record. The transcript has 4 exons. Bases 134 to 1120 code for a protein of 328 amino acids. Gene Ontology annotation, cellular component: mitochondrion; succinate-CoA ligase complex (ADP-forming).
CUCUAGUCGUCUAUAUUAAUUAAACGCGUUUAAACACACAAACGCUGGUCAACUCUUGUCAGGGCAAUUUUAAUUAAUUGCACAGAUCUCGCACAAGCGAAAGCAACAACACCAACAACAAAACACACAAAUUAUGGCUGCUUCAAUGAGGGCGCUGCUUAAAGUGCGAGAUGGCUUCGCGGCCAGCGUACGUUGUGGAUCGCAGUACAACAAGACGCGCGGCAAUCUGAAGCUGAACGGCGACUCGCGCGUCAUCUGCCAAGGCUUCACCGGCAAGCAGGGCACCUUCCACAGCCAGCAGGCGCUGGAAUACGGCACCAAACUGGUCGGUGGCAUUUCGCCCAAGAAGGGCGGCACUCAGCAUUUGGGUCUGCCCGUCUUUGCCUCUGUCGCGGAAGCCAAAAAGGCCACCGAUCCUCAUGCCACCGUCAUCUAUGUGCCACCACCCGGUGCCGCUGCUGCCAUUAUCGAGGCGCUAGACGCUGAGAUUCCAUUGAUUGUGUGCAUCACGGAAGGUGUGCCCCAGCAUGACAUGGUCAAGGUGAAGCAUGCGCUGAUUAGCCAAGGCAAAUCGCGUCUGGUGGGUCCCAACUGCCCCGGCAUCAUUGCACCCGAACAGUGCAAGAUCGGUAUUAUGCCCGGCCAUAUUCACAAGCGCGGCAAGAUUGGCGUUGUGUCGAGAUCUGGCACACUGACCUACGAGGCCGUGCACCAGACCACCGAGGUCGGCCUUGGCCAGACCCUGUGCGUGGGCAUUGGCGGUGAUCCGUUCAACGGCACAGAUUUCAUCGAUUGCCUCGAAGUGUUCCUUAAGGAUCCCGAAACCAAGGGCAUCAUUCUCAUUGGUGAGAUCGGUGGUGUUGCCGAGGAGAAGGCCGCCGAUUAUCUGACUGAGUUCAAUACGGGUAUCAAGGCCAAGCCUGUGGUGUCCUUCAUCGCUGGUGUUUCUGCGCCACCUGGUCGUCGUAUGGGUCACGCUGGUGCCAUCAUCUCUGGUGGUAAGGGCGGUGCCAACGAUAAGAUCGCUGCCCUGGAGAAGGCUGGUGUCAUUGUCACCAGAAGUCCAGCCAAAAUGGGCGACGAGCUGUUCAAGGAGAUGAAGCGCCUGGAGUUAGUUUAGAUAAAUUGCAAUUCAAUUGAACAAAUACAAAUUCGUGACAAAAAACAGACGUAUUUUAAAGUGUACGUCACCGAAGAGAAUUAUGCGAAGCAAGAAAAGAUUGAUUAACUAAUUAAGCAGAAAAGUGUCGCUGAAGAAUGUGAAGUAUACCAACCAUAAACCCAUAUAUGAAGUAUGUCGAAAAAUCCUAAAUAAAUUAUUGUGAAAUUCGCUAAAAUGAAACGAAACAAAAAACA